AUGACUUCCAUCCCCUUGGUGCUCGUGGUUCUCGCAACCACGCUCUUAUCAAGCACCAUCCAUGCUCAGCACGAUUGUCCGCCGGAACCGGAUUGCACCGAUUCACCGCAACUGUACAGCCGGUUGGAUGGUUCGUGCAAUAACCUCGACCAUCCCUCCCGGGGCACCCCUUACCGACCCUAUCUGCGGCUCGUCGCGGCCAACUACGCCGACGGUGUGUCCGAGCCGGCCCACACCGAGUCCGGUGUUCCGAUGCCGAACGCCCGCAAGCUCUCGCUACAGCUGUUCGGCGAAACGGAAAUGGAGCACCCGCGGAACACGCUCGUCAGCAUGCAGUUCGGGCAGCUGAUAGCGCACGAUAUGAGCUUCACCGCAGACGCGGGUGGGAUUCAGUGUUGCGCCGGUGGAAAGAUGGUGCCGAGAGAGCAAGCGUCCUCCCGCUGCCUUCCGAUCGAGGUUGCGUCCGACGAUCCGGUGCUGUCCGAGGACGGCGUGGAGUGUAUGAACCUGGUGCGCACGAAAACCACCUUGGAGGACCCUUGCUUGGGACAGGAAGGAGAUGGAGGAGCGGCAGCCGAGCAGCUCUCGUCGGUUACGGCGUUUCUGGAUCUGUCGGUCGUUUAUGGAAAUUCGGUCAACCAAUCGAACGGUCUGCGGUCGUUCGCGGGCGGCAGGUUGAAGGUGGAGGAGCGGGACGGCAAGCACUGGCCACCGCAUCAUCCGAAUGGAACGAGAACUUGUGACGUCGAGAGCGAAUCGGAGGUGUGUUAUCUGACGGGUGACGCUCGGUCUAAUCAGAGCCCACACUUGACCCUUCUUCACCUGGCAUUCCUACUCGAGCACAAUCGGUUGGCGGAAGAGCUGUCGACUGUCAAUCCCGAGUGGGACGACGAACGAUUGUUUCAGGAAGCCCGACAGAUCAACAUUGCCCAGUACCAGUCGAUCGUGUACUACGAGUGGCUUCCGAUCUACCUCGGUAGAGACAACAUGGUUGCUUUCGGGGUGCUACCGGAGACGGCCACAGCGGGGCACGUUCGGGACUUUGACCCAGAUGUUGAUCCGUCGGUAAGCAACGCCUUCGCUACAGCCGCGUUCCGGUUCUUUCACAAUCUGAUCGCGGGACAUCUGGACUUAGUAGAGGAGUCAACACAGCCAACGGGAUCAAUUCGCCUUUCCGAUUGGCUCGAUAAGCCCGCGGUUCUUGAGAUGGACGGAAAGUACGAAGGGCUGAGUCGGGGUAUGACCACUCAGGCGCACGAUCGACCGAACAUUCACCUGUCUCCCGAAGUCAAGCAUUUUCUGUUCCGCCGCGGCAAACCCGUUGGGGUAGACUUGAAAGCCAUCGACAUUCAGCGCGCGAGGGAUCACGGACUGGCGAGCUACAAUGACUACCGCGAGCACUGCGGACUUCAGCGGGUCAAUAAAUGGGAGGAAUUCGAAGAGCUGUUGAGGCCCGUUUCGGCACCACUCCUACAGACUCAGUAUCCCCUCGUGGACGAUGUUGAGCUGGCAGUGGCCGGUGCUCUCGAGCGUCACCACGGAGAUGGAAUGGCGGGUGAAACGUUUAACUGCCUUCUGCUCGACCAGUUCCGGCGUACGCGUGUCGGUGAUCGGUUCUUUUUCGAGAAUGGUAACACGUUUAACACGCGCCAGCUGUACGAGAUCCGGAAAGCGUCCAUGGCUCGGGUACUGUGUGACAACACGGUCGGAAUGACAGAGAUCCAGCAGGACGCGUUCUUCCUCGUCAGCGAGUCGAACCCGGUGGUCUCUUGCACACAAUUCCCGUCACAAAAUUUGGCGCGCUGGCGAUCUUAGGAAGUGAAUACUAAACAAAGUUCAAUGGCCCA
Anopheles coustani is the source of this 1847-nucleotide messenger RNA. RefSeq names its product peroxidase-like. The coding region runs from base 1 to 1815 and encodes 604 amino acids. The record is from RefSeq and is a predicted model, not a curated record. Gene Ontology annotation, biological process: response to oxidative stress. Gene Ontology annotation, molecular function: heme binding; peroxidase activity. The transcript is spliced from 3 exons. NCBI's taxonomy places the organism in Eukaryota, Metazoa, Arthropoda, Insecta, Diptera, Culicidae.